Triticum dicoccoides is the source of this 1512-nucleotide messenger RNA. Its product is annotated as E3 ubiquitin-protein ligase SIRP1-like. The transcript is spliced from 2 exons. The record is from RefSeq and is a predicted model, not a curated record. Gene Ontology annotation, molecular function: ubiquitin protein ligase activity. Gene Ontology annotation, cellular component: cytoplasm. NCBI's taxonomy places the organism in Eukaryota, Viridiplantae, Streptophyta, Magnoliopsida, Poales, Poaceae. The coding region runs from base 373 to 1347 and encodes 324 amino acids. Gene Ontology annotation, biological process: protein ubiquitination.
UUUGCUCACGUUACCACACCAUGACAUGACAGCGGCGAAAGCUAUCUAUACAAAAUUUUAGCCGGGAGGACAGCUUGAGAGUCUCCGUGGACUAGAGCUCUCCGCUGCCGAUGUGCAAAACAAGAAGCCACCAAUUAUUCCAAGGCGCCCACGAGUUUUAGUAAUACCCGAUAGAGUUGCGUUGGCAUCAAACAUAUCUCAUAUCCGCCCGCCUCUCCUCUCCUCUCCUCUCCUGCCCCCCUCCGAUUCUUCUUCUUGCUUCACACUUUUGCUUUGGUUUCCAUGCGCGCUAAUUUCUCGGGUGUUGUUGAAGAAGCUCCGUCUCUCUUAUAGCUGCUCUUGGUCGAGGAGAUAGGAACUCAGGAGAAAGACAUGGCGGAGGAACCCGGUGCAACUUCUAGAUACUAUUGCCACAUGUGCUCGGUGAUCGUAAGGCCAGAGCUGGGCGUCGAGGAGGUCAAGUGCCCGCACUGCCGUUCCGGAUUCGUGGAGGAGAUGGCCGAUGGCCGGCGGAGCAGCAACGCCGUGGGAGACCGUGGUACUACUGCCACAGGGGCCGGCCCAGAUGACGCGGGCGCGAGGUCGGAGCUCGCGGGUCCGCCGUGGCCGCCUAUCCUCAUGGACCUCCUCGGCGUCUCCUACGGGCUCGACGGCGGCGACCUCGCGGGCUUGGCGCGAAGACAGUACCGCCACCUCGCCUUCUUGCAGCUGCUCAACGCGCUCCAGGAAGGCGAUGCCGAUGCCGACGGCGACGCGCCCGACCCGGGGCUCGAGCGGCUCGUGCUGGUUAGCCCCGCCGACGCGCACGCCAUGCUCAUGCCAGAGCUAGGAGCCAGCAAUGGCGCCGCCGCCGCCGCCAGGGGCCCAGGCCUGACGCUGGGCGAGUUGAUUCUUGGCCCCGGGCUGGACUUGCUGCUGGAGUACCUGGCCGAGACCGACCCGAGCCGGCAAGGCACGCUGCCGGCGAAGAUGGAGGCCGUUGCCGCAUUGCCAACGGUAAAGGUAAGCGAGGCCGCGACCUGCCCGGUGUGCCUGGACGAGUUCGCGGCUGGCGGCGAGGCCAAGGAGAUGCCGUGCAAGCACCGCUUCCACGACGUGUGCCUCCUGCCGUGGCUGGAGGCCAACAGCUCCUGCCCCGUCUGCAGGUACCAGCUGCCCACGGACGAGGCCACGGAGCCGGCCGGCAAUGGCGCCGAGGAAACCGCCGACGAAUCCAGUGGCAAUGCAGGCCGCGACGUCGAGGGCGAUAGCGACGGUGGAAGCAGUGGCAGGCGGCGGUGGCUCGCACGGCCUUUUGGUCGUUUGUUCUCGCGCAGAUCGAAUGGAAGCUCCUCGUCGUCGCGAUGAAACUAACAAUAAUGGGAAUCUGUUUAAUUUGUUUUAGCUGUCUACAGUCUAGCAUCUUGUAAAGCUGGAUUCGUUCAUUGGUUGAACCGUAAUACACUAGUUCGUUCGUCUCUAUGUCUCUGCUCAGGACAGAUUUGCAAGAUGCUAAGGCCCUGUUUGGAUUUU